Neopelma chrysocephalum (saffron-crested tyrant-manakin) is the source of this 5993-nucleotide messenger RNA. RefSeq names its product stromal antigen 2 (gene STAG2). Gene Ontology annotation, cellular component: nucleus; chromatin; cohesin complex. The transcript is spliced from 34 exons. Gene Ontology annotation, biological process: sister chromatid cohesion. The record is from RefSeq and is a predicted model, not a curated record. Lineage: Eukaryota; Metazoa; Chordata; Aves; Passeriformes; Pipridae. The coding region runs from base 305 to 4093 and encodes 1262 amino acids. Gene Ontology annotation, molecular function: chromatin binding.
ACGCCCGAUGCCGGGAGCCGCGUGUUGCUGGAACCCCGCUGGGCUCUCGCCGGCCCCGGAGGGGGAGGGGGGGGAGGAGGAGGAGGAGGAAGGAGAGAGAGAAUGCUUCUUACUGGGGGGUUUUGGCGCCACUUUUGUUUUAGAUAGUGUUCCUCUGCCCCCUCCUCCUCGGCACGCACUGAACUGAGCUGAACCCUGCCCAGAAGUUGCCCACUACAAAGGAAGAAAGAAAAGUAAGCUUGCAUUUCAGACUGCUUUUUGAAUAUCUUUCUAAUACAGUGGUGUUCCAGAAGAUGAUAAAGAAAUGAUAGCAGCUCCAGAAAUACCAACUGAUUUUACUCUCCUUCAGGAGUCUGAAACACACUUCUCUUCUGAUACAGACUUUGAGGAUAUUGAAGGAAAAAACCAAAAACAAGGCAAAGGCAAAACCUGUAAAAAAGGAAAAAAAGGACCAGCAGAGAAGGGGAAAAGUGGAAACGGAGGAGGGAAACCUGGUGGUCCAAAUCGGAUGAAUGGACAUCACCAACAGAAUGGUGUGGAAAACAUGAUGCUGUUUGAGGUAGUUAAAAUGGGCAAGAGUGCUAUGCAGUCUGUAGUGGAUGACUGGAUAGAGUCGUACAAACAUGACAGAGAUAUAGCACUUCUUGAUCUCAUUAACUUCUUUAUUCAGUGUUCAGGCUGCAAAGGAGUUGUUACAGCAGAGAUGUUCCGACAUAUGCAGAAUUCUGAAAUAAUCCGAAAAAUGACUGAAGAAUUUGAUGAGGAUAGCGGAGAUUAUCCGCUAACUAUGGCUGGCCCCCAGUGGAAGAAGUUCAAAUCCAGUUUUUGUGAGUUCAUUGGAGUCCUCGUCCGACAAUGUCAAUAUAGCAUCAUUUAUGAUGAGUAUAUGAUGGAUACUGUCAUUUCACUGCUCACGGGGCUGUCAGACUCACAAGUCAGAGCAUUUCGGCACACGAGCACACUGGCAGCCAUGAAGCUGAUGACUGCUUUAGUGAAUGUGGCAUUAAAUCUUAGUAUUAACAUGGACAACACACAGCGGCAGUAUGAAGCAGAACGAAAUAAAAUAAUUGGGAAACGAGCUAAUGAUAGGCUGGAACUCUUACUACAGAAAAGAAAGGAGCUUCAAGAAAAUCAGGAUGAAAUAGAAAACAUGAUGAAUGCAAUAUUUAAAGGUGUUUUUGUGCAUAGAUACCGAGAUGCAAUUGCUGAAAUCAGAGCCAUCUGCAUUGAAGAGAUUGGAAUAUGGAUGAAGAUGUACAGUGAUGCCUUUCUCAAUGACAGCUACUUAAAAUAUGUGGGGUGGACUAUGCAUGAUAAGCAAGGGGAAGUAAGACUCAAAUGCCUAACUGCUUUGCAAGGGCUUUACUAUAAUAAAGAGCUUAAUUCCAAAUUGGAACUCUUCACCAGUCGGUUCAAGGAUAGAAUUGUGUCUAUGACUCUUGACAAAGAAUAUGAUGUUGCAGUCCAAGCAAUAAAAUUACUCACUCUUGUUUUACAGAGUAGUGAAGAAGUUCUGACUGCAGAAGACUGUGAAAAUGUCUACCACCUGGUUUAUUCAGCUCACCGACCAGUAGCAGUUGCCGCAGGGGAAUUUCUUUACAAAAAGCUUUUCAGCCGCAGAGAUGCUGAAGAUGAUGGAAUACUUAAAAGGAGAGGAAGACAAAGCCCGAAUGCUAAUCUUGUGAAGACAUUAGUGUUUUUCUUUUUGGAAAGUGAAUUGCAUGAACAUGCUGCUUAUCUUGUGGACAGCAUGUGGGACUGUGCAACAGACCUCCUGAAGGACUGGGAAUGUAUGAACAGUCUUCUGCUGGAGGAGCCUCUCAAUGGAGAAGAACCUUUAACGGAUAGACAGGAAAGUGCACUGAUCGAAAUAAUGCUUUGUACAAUUCGGCAAGCGGCUGAAUGUCAUCCUCCUGUGGGAAGAGGAACAGGAAAAAGGGUGCUGACAGCAAAGGAAAAGAAAACCCAACUGGAUGACAGGACAAAAAUUACUGAACUUUUUGCAGUGGCACUCCCUCAGUUGCUAGCAAAGUAUUCUGUAGACGCAGAAAAAGUCACCAACUUACUGCAGUUGCCACAGUACUUUGAUUUGGAAAUUUAUACAACAGGACGAUUAGAAAAGCAUUUGGAUGCCUUACUGCGACAAAUCCGGGAUAUUGUGGAGAAACACACAGAUAUAGAUGUUUUGGAAGCCUGUUCAAAAACGUACCACGCUCUCUGUAAUGAAGAAUUCACAAUCUUUAACAGGGUUGACAUUGCAAGAAGUCAGUUAAUAGAUGAAUUGGCAGACAAGUUUAAUCGACUUCUUGAGGACUUCCUGCAAGAGGGGGAGGAACCUGAUGAAGAUGAUGCAUAUCAAGUCUUGUCAACACUGAAGAGAAUCACUGCUUUUCACAAUGCUCAUGACCUAUCAAGAUGGGACUUGUUUAGCUGCAACUACAAGUUAUUGAAAACUGGUAUUGAAAAUGGAGACAUGCCAGAACAGAUUGUUAUUCAUGCACUGCAGUGCACUCAUUAUGUAAUCCUUUGGCAGCUAGCAAAAGUUACUGAAAGCAGUUCCACAAAGGAGGAUCUUCUACGUCUGAAGAAGCAGAUGAGAGUGUUCUGUCAAAUCUGUCAACACUACCUGACCAAUGUAAACACUGCUGUUAAGGAACAGGCUUUCACAAUUCUGUGUGAUGUGUUGAUGAUCUUCAGUCAUCAGAUUAUGACAGGAGGACGUGACAUGUUGGAGCCACUUGUUUACACUCCUGAUUCUUCAUUGCAGUCUGAACUACUCAGUUUUAUUUUAGAUCAUGUCUUCAUUGAUCAGGAUGACGAUAAUAAUAGUGCAGAUGGACAGCAGGAUGAUGAAGCAAGCAAAAUUGAAGCAUUGCACAAAAGAAGAAAUCUACUUGCAGCUUUCUGUAAGCUCAUUGUAUAUACUGUGGUGGAAAUGAACACAGCUGCAGACAUUUUCAAGCAAUAUAUGAAGUAUUACAAUGACUAUGGUGAUAUUAUUAAAGAAACAAUGAGUAAAACAAGACAGAUAGACAAAAUCCAGUGUGCUAAGACACUUAUUCUUAGUUUGCAGCAGCUUUUCAAUGAAAUGAUUCAAGAAAAUGGUUAUAAUUUCGACAGAUCUUCACCGACAUUCAGUGGCAUAAAGGAACUUGCUCGACGUUUUGCUUUAACGUUUGGAUUGGAUCAGUUGAAAACAAGAGAAGCUAUUGCUAUGUUACACAAGGAUGGCAUAGAAUUUGCUUUUAAGGAGCCUAAUCCACAAGGUGAGAGCCACCCACCAUUAAAUUUGGCAUUUCUUGAUAUCCUGAGUGAGUUCUCCUCCAAACUUCUCAGACAAGACAAAAGAACAGUGUAUGUUUACUUGGAGAAGUUCAUGACCUUUCAGAUGUCUCUACGAAGAGAAGAUGUGUGGCUUCCUCUCAUGUCCUACAGAAACUCUUUACUAGCUGGUGGGGAUGAUGAUACUAUGUCAGUGAUUAGUGGUAUUAGUAGUCGAGGAUCUACAGUAAGAAAUAAGAAGACAAAACCAGCAACAGGCAAGCGGAAAGUACCUGAAGCUGAAGAAAGCAGCAGUAGUGACAGUAUGUGGCUGAACAGGGAGCAGUCGAUGCACACACCAGUCAUGAUGCAGACACCUCAGCUGACUUCCACAAUAAUGAGGGAGCCCAAGCGAUUGCGACCUGACGAGAAUUACAUGGGGGUCUAUCCUAUGCAGCCCGAGCACCACCAAGCUCCCCUCGAUUACAACACGCAAGUAACGUGGAUGUUGGCUCAAAGGCAACAGGAAGAAGCCGCGCGACAACAACAGGAGAGGGCAGCGAUGAACUACGUCAAGCUGAGAAGCAACUUGCAACACGCCAUUCGACGUGGCACAAGUCUAAUGGAAGAUGAUGAGGAGCCAAUUGUUGAAGAUGUGAUGAUGUCAUCAGAAGGGCGGAUCGAAGAUCUUAAUGAAGGCAUGGAUUUCGACACCAUGGACAUAGACCUACCACCAUCAAAGAACAGGAGAGAAAGAACGGAACUAAAACCAGAUUUCUUUGACCCCGCUUCAAUCAUGGAUGAAUCGGUUCUUGGGGUGUCAAUGUUUUAAUACCAGAACAGCAAAUAAAUCAGUGGUGAAGUCAUUUUCUAAGUGGAAGAGGAAGUUUUUCAAUACAAAAUUGUGGUAGAUACAGUGAAAUUCUGAACAGAUUUUUCUCUAAGGAGAAUGACAUGCUUUCAAGAUCAAGUGCAUUGAAGGGGCAGUUUUGUUUGCCUGAAAAAAAAAAAAAGAAAUGUAAAGGACAAGUAAACAAUUUGAGGAUAAGCUACACUUUUUGUUGGGAAAACAAAUCAAUAUUUUAUUUAUGUGCUAUCAGUUUAUUUCCGGAUCAUAAGAAGUAUUCCCUCUGAGUUUUAUUCUAACAGUCUGAGAGGUGUUUGGUACAGAUUUGAGCCCCUCUCUAUACAUUUGCUGGCUGUACUAAAUAAUCAUAAACUCUGCUGGAUUGCUGUUCACAUCCAUGAACUGAAAUAGUAGAUGGAUUGGUUUUCUUACAGUGAUAGAACCAGAAGAGUUGUCAGUAUUUUCAAUUAAAUGCAAACUUCAGCAACAGAAGGUUUGUAUUAAUUAAUCAUGGAAAAAAAAGUACAUAAAGCAGAACUUUAACAGCUUUUUAAUCUAAAACACACUUUUAUUCCAAAAGCUUCAUGUUAGCCUUCUCAGAAAGGUCCAUAAACUAUGAGCUACCAGAACGUAACAGAUCUCACUCAUGCUUGCCCAUUACCAACCCUGAAAGUUUGCUUGUCCUUUAAGAAAAAUGUAAUGUUGUGAAAUUCCUUCCAGUAGUGCCACUGUAUUUUGUCUCCAAAUAAAAGAAGCUUAUUGUAGUAUGUUUGCAGAAAAAUUCUAAACAAAAAUUAUACAGCUUAUUAGAGUGUGGGAAUAGGGAUCUAAAUUUUAAAUAAAAUUAUAUAUAUAUAUAAAUUGGUGCUGAUUUUAUAAUUGCGCAGUUUGUUUAGUUUUUUCUUACUUUUAAAUUCCAACUUAAAAUUAUGAGGUUUCAGAAAUAUAUUGAAAGUUUAACAAUGUUUAAAAAUAGAAGAGCAUGAGAAUUCAUGCUUUAAAAAUGAUUUUUAAAUUUGUAUUUUAUAUUGUUUUAUCUAUCUGUCUUUGCAAGCAGUCUUCAGGUUAAAGAUACUUCUAACAGGUUACAGUACAUUUCCUCUGUAUGUAAAUUAGAUUGGAUAAUAGAAAUUCAUAAACAACCCAUAAUAUUCUUUGAAAGCUAAGCUUUAAACUUCGUUUUGUGUCCAUUCACAAAUAAAUUAAAUUUGGUCUAAAACAGAAAGUGGAUUUAUGCCAUUUUGACAUCGACUCAUUUUGCAAGGCUUAGGCAGCUAGACAUCAUUUUAAAGGAAAUAUUAACUUAUAUUACAUAUGUAUAUUUUUUGUCAGUUGUCUCUCAGUUCUUGAGGUAUAUUAUUUUAAUCAUUCCAUGCCUUAAUACGCUUGCAAUACAAGAAUCUCCCCAAAUGGGUGAAUACAAAAAGGCUUCCUGUUUUUAGACUCAGAAAUUAAACAUUCGGCUGUGGUAGCCAAAAACCAUAGAUUAUCUAAAGGAUCAUGAUAAAAUAUAAUUAUUUUACUAAGUCAUGGGGUAACAACAAACUCAAAACUAGAUCUGCCUAACUCAUUUUACAUAAAUAAAUAUUCUCAUGUCUAAAAGUACUGCCUAUAUUGUUUUUCACACCACUGCAUUUAAUAGAACUGCUGAGAGGACUGUAUAUAUGAUUUUAAACCUAAGUUGAUUUUUCUUACUCUUGAAGGAGUGUUUCUUUGUGAAAGCAGUUCUUACAGCUUUGUUUUCAACCAGCUAAAAAUGUUUUAUAUAUUUACCUUAACCUGUUGUCCUCCACAUUCUAUUGUCCUAAUUGUACUGUUUUCUGAUUUGUAUUUAUGUCUUGAGACAGUAACUUUUUGAAUAAAAAUAAACCUACAGUAUGUUGUA